CAAGUUUAGAUUCUAUGCUCGCAAUUAAAGCCAUACGAUGUGUAAUGGACCUCUUGGUAUCCGGAAGAAACAUAGAAAGUACAAACUUUCGAUAUAAAAACUCUCGGUUUAGAGAAAAGAGAGAGCUAUUUGGAUCAUUGCUUGUAAGCUAAUACUUAUCUAUGAAGAUUGUAGGUGCGUGGAGAGCUUAAAGAACGUGGAAACGCACAAUUAGAGAGUUGUUAAGAAGCAUGUGAUGUUGUAAUUCACGCUCGCAAUGGCCCAAUGAAUCCCCCCACGCGUCUAUCUUGUGCACACACCUUCACCAUUGCGUUCUUCCCAUUGCUCACCCCAUAAACUUCAGUCCCCAACACGUGGCACUCAUCUGCGUUUUUACACCCAAAGUUAUUUAUUCCCUUUUUGCCAUUUGGAUGAUCUAUCUUUUUUUUUUGGAUAAAAUUAUAAAUAGACCCAGCUUGUCCUUGUUUAUUAGCACUACUCUAAUGAUGGAACACACUGAAAAACAAUAAAAACAAACAAACAUUAAAAUGUCAGGAAAAAAAAAUUAAAAAAUAAGCUUGUACUGAAAGGUACUAAUAUAAUAUACCUGAAAUUAACAUUUUCUUUUGUUGUUUUCUAGGUUCUAUUCAGGUCUAGAGACAAAAACUCUCUGAUUAAUCAUGUAAUUUGGCUUAUUUUUAUAAAAUUUAAAACAUAAUUUCAUGAUUUGUUUCUCCUAAACCCUCUCCAAACCCAAUAAACCGGAGCAAAAACACAAGAGCGAGAAGUAGUAACGCAUUAGUUUUCGGCCACCUCCUCCAUUGAAGCGAAGCUCCGAGAGAGAGAGAUUGUAGUGUGGUGCAUCGUUACAAAACAUAACCAAACCCGUACACGAAAAAAAGACACAGACUUUUUGUUUUUGUUUUUGUUUUUUUUUGUCUCUUUCCAUGGUAAUGACAGAACUCAACUUCCUCCCAACAACCUCCGAUCGCUUCACGACGACGUCACCGUCACCGUCCUUCUCCGCACAUUCCCUUCUUCCCUUCACCCAUCGACGAACACGACAAAGUAACCACAGACCUGUCUCCGUACGCAUGGAGCAGUCACGACCGAGAAACCGAAAAGACAAGAUCGUCGUCAUCUUAGGAGCAACCGGCGCCGGAAAGUCACGUCUUUCAGUCGAUCUCGCCACUCGUUUCCCUUCAGAGAUCAUAAACUCCGACAAAAUCCAAGUCUACGAAGGACUAGAGAUCACCACCAACCAGAUUACCAUCCCGGACCGUCGCGGCGUUCCUCACCACCUCCUCGGUUAUCUCCCCUCCGAAGACGGCGAACUCACCGCCGGAGAUUUUCGUGUCGACGCUUCAAACGCCGUUUCCGACAUAGUCUCCCGUAAAAAGCUUCCGAUCAUCGCCGGCGGAUCCAACUCCUUCGUCCACGCGCUCCUCGCCGAGAGAUUCGACCCAAAGAUCGAUCCUUUCUCUUCUUCUUCGAUAUGUCGGGAUUUGCGGUACGACAGCUGUUUCAUCUGGGUAGAUGUGUCGGAACCUGUGCUGUUCGAGUAUCUUCUGAAACGGGUCGACGAGAUGAUGGGUUCGGGCAUGUUCGAGGAGCUGUCCGGGUUUUACGACCCGGUGAAAGCGAGUAGGGCCCGGUUUGGGAUCCGGAAAGCCAUAGGCGUACCGGAGUUCGACGGUUACUUCAAAAUGUACCCACCGGAGAAGGAGAUAAAGUGGGAUUCAGGGAGGAGAGCGGCGUACGAUAAGGCGGUGGGGGAUAUCAAGGAGAACACGUUGAGGUUAGCGAGGAGGCAAGUAUGGAAGAUAGAGAAGCUGAGAGAAGCAGGUUGGGAUAUUAAGAGAGUUGACGCAACGGCGUCGUUUAGAGCUGUUAUGAUGAGUUCGAGUUCGUCGCGAGAGUGGAGAGAGAUUUGGGAGGAGCAAGUUUUGGAGCCAAGCGUAAAGAUUGUGAAUCGGCUGUUGGUGGAAGAUUAGGUUAUUUCCCAGCCAUUUUCCAGCUCAUUUUUUUUUUGCUUUUCAUAUCAUAAAAAGGGUUCGUUGAGAGAUUAUUUUUCGAAAAAGGCACAUUUUUUUUGUUGGGUUAUCUACAAACAUGUAAUACAUAUGAUCUCCUCCAUUUUUGGCACUCCAAAACUCCAUUUCUAUUCUGAAAUUCUGUGGAAAUUAAAGCAAAAAAAAAGUCCAUUUCUUUCUUUUUUUGAACAAAGUCCAUUUCUUUUUUUUUUCAAAAGUUAUGUUCCUUUUCUUUUUUUCAAAAGUUAUGUUCUUUAAAAUGUAAUAAAAGUUUUGAUCUUUAGAAAAUUAGGAGGUUGUUUGUCUAGUCUGCAGAAAUGUGUGUGUGGGAAAAGAAAAGCGUAUGAGAGAGCAACGGCAAGGAGAGAUGAGCUAAACUGCGAAGCUUUGCAUUUAGCGUCAGAACAAAAUAAACCUUUUUGUUGUUUUUGUUAUGUCAUUGGAAAUUUCACCUUUAAUUUUUCUCUUCCUUUUUACCGGAAGUCUAGACCUUAAACCUCAGCAUAAACCAAUAAUUGGUUUUGCCAAAGAAACCUUUUGUAUAUAUAUUUUGCGUUAUUAAGAAUACGACCUUUUGUAUAUUUAUUUUACGUUUGGAUAUUUAUUUGGAUUCAGUUCAGAUAUUUCAAUUUUUUCAGAAUAAAUAUUAAACACCAUUCGAGUAUUUUUGAAUUUUGAGCCAAAUUGGUUCAAAUCCUUUUGGGUUCAUGCUGAAUUCAAGUAUUUAUAUGGGUUUUUUUUUCCGGAAAAAAAUAUUAUUUUUAGGUUCUUUGAGUUAGUGCUGAUAUUUUAAUAUGAACUACUUAUUAAAUACUCUGAAAUCACUUAACAAAUCGAUUUAAUUCAUUAGAUAACGUACAAAACUUGAAUAAUGUAUGACCAAAUACCGAUAAUAAAUAUAAUAUUAGAUAGUUAGGUUCCAUACCCUAAUUUCAGAUACUAAUUCAAAUCUAAAAACAUUUAUUCAUGGUCAAUUUUCAGAUUUUAUAUUGUGAAUUUGGAACGAGUUUGGAUAAUGCUCGAUAUCCAUGUUACCGUUAAACAUGAUCUAUUUAUGUAUUUUAUAUGCAGGAUCAGAUUCGGAUUCAGGUUUUUCGGAUAAGAUUUGGUUUGGAUUCAGUUACAAAGUCUCAUGCCUAAUUUAUUCGAAUUACUUUUACAAAAAUAUGGUGAAAGAUAGAACUGAAAUUUUGGUUUUACAAAAUUUUAAAGCUCUAUGAAUCUACUCUCCAACAAGAAAAAGACAAUCCCGAUCAUAGUUACGAGUAAAACGUUACAUUGGAUUGAAGACACAAAAAAAACUGAAAGAAAUUAUAUACGGUUUAAACUUUAGUCUAUUGUCUAUGAUCGUGUAGAGCAUUUUUUAUAACAGUUCAUGUAAUCCAUUGGUACUAUCUUAAGUUCUAAAGAUAUGUUUACGAUGCUUGACAGCUAAUGUUAUACUCUUUUAAAUACGGAUAUUUUCAAAUUUUAUUUGUUUUAAGUUUACAUUUCUUUUAAAUAUAUAGAGCUUUGUAUUAGAAAAACACGAAUUGUCAUUUUGUUGUAUAAUUAUGUGUGUUUCUUUUUGUUGCAAACAGAAUUUUGUAACCUGAGCCGCAAAGAGUUAUCAGAUUCAGACAGCUCCACAUACUUAUUUGAAGUCGGGUAUGACAACUAAUAUUAGUUAAAACGAAAUCCUCCAAAUCUUAAAAGACAAUCUUAGAUAGAUCUUAUUCGACUAGUUUUUAAUGAUCUUGGUAAUGAUUCGUUUGAAUUUUAAAGCUCCCUUUCUGAUCCAAUUUAUUUUAAUAGUAUUUAAACUUCGAUGAAAUCUUCAUCAU
This is a messenger RNA of Brassica napus (rape), 3835 nucleotides long. RefSeq names its product adenylate isopentenyltransferase 1, chloroplastic. Bases 927 to 1973 code for a protein of 348 amino acids. The record is from RefSeq and is a predicted model, not a curated record. Gene Ontology annotation, biological process: tRNA modification; cytokinin biosynthetic process. Gene Ontology annotation, cellular component: mitochondrion. The transcript has a single exon. Gene Ontology annotation, molecular function: AMP dimethylallyltransferase activity; tRNA dimethylallyltransferase activity. NCBI's taxonomy places the organism in Eukaryota, Viridiplantae, Streptophyta, Magnoliopsida, Brassicales, Brassicaceae.